Messenger RNA from Cylindrotheca closterium, 2808 nucleotides. Lineage: Eukaryota; Bacillariophyta; Bacillariophyceae; Bacillariales; Bacillariaceae. The record is from the annotation of a GenBank genome assembly.
AUGAGUAACAACAGCAACAGCAACAGCAGCAGUAAUGAUGAGAAUAGCAAAGAUAGGGUCAUCAAUACUACAAAAGUGAUCCAUACAAAACGAGUUGUGGUGAUUCGCAAACAGCAAACAAUCAGAUCGUCGACAUCCACAACAACAGCGAAAAGAACAACAAGAAGUAACAUUCAACAAAAGAAUAGUAUUGCUUCCGACAAUGGCAGAGAAUCCAUUGCAAAUUGGCCAUUCGCGAUGAGAUUCUUCUGUUUCGAGGCAUCAUUCAUCAUAUGCUUGGGGAUUGCUUUGGCAUGUCAUCAAGCCAUCUGGUAUCACAAGGUCGUGCUUCAUCCCUACUACUUGCAAACUUUCAAAUGGACUCGCACCAAUAGGCCAUCCAUAGAAGAAACCUACUAUCGAUUUGAGUGUACUGCCGAGGACAUUACGGCGGAAACGGUUCAGGACUUGUUUGUUGCCACCACCAAGAAUAAGAACAGGACUUCUACUCAUGAUGAAAGUGAUGAUGAAAAUGAUAGUACUGACGACGUAUCAUCCAAUGACCAUCAUAAUCACCACCACCACCACCACCAUCAUCGUCUUAAAUUCAGUCCCAUGGAAGCCGUAGACAAGGCCAUGACUCAUGGAGCAGUGGUACUACCUCAAUUAUUAUCCUCACAAACAGCCUCCAACUUACGAACACACGUGGGAAAACGACUGCGAAACUUGGAUCCAAACAGUAGGGAAAGUAUCAAAGUCAUCAUGGGAAAUAAUCGAUGGAGUUUUGCCUUGCGAGCGACGGAACAUAUCAGUGUAGUCAAGGCCUUGAGCGAACUAGGAAAUCAUCCGUAUUUGCAAUCGACGAUAGAAGGGUUGGUGGGGAAACCUGCCGCCCUGAUGGAAUUCCAAGUCAUCGUCUCGAUCGAAGGAGCUCCGUCGCAAUUUUGGCAUGCCGAUUCGGAACCGGAAGGAUCUUCGGGCCGAUUUGGAAAUUCCUUUGUGCCCUUAUAUACCUUGCUGAUACCGCUACAGGAUACGACGGCAGCCAUGGGAGCCACGGCGGUAUGUCCAGGAUCUCAUCGGUGUCAUUACACCAAUGCCUGUCUUGGGUUGGGGGAGAAUACCAUGGCAAAUUCCACCAACUGGACCAAGGCAUCGGGGAUGGGGGUCCAAGUGACGGAUCCGAAAACUGGAAUGAUAAAGGCUGGGACUGGACUGCUCUACAAUAGUCAAACCCAGCACCAUGGCUCGGGACACAGUCAUGGACAAGCACGAGCAGCAUUGUUGUUGUCCUUUUCGAGUGCACCACGAUUUCAAAAUGAUAAAGGCGCCAUAACACUAUUCGGACAAGAACGGCCCGAGCGAUUGCCUGCCAUUGGGACUGUCUAUGCGAUUCAUUCCAAUCAUUUGGGAUUUCUAUUUGACGAUUUGAAAAACCCUUUGAGAUGUAUGCAUUCUCCAUGGAAACGAAGUCUUGGGUGGCUCGACCAAACUCAGGGACGUGGUUGGAGCAUGCCACUCUUGGAUUUAUUUCGCACCAUCAAUGAACAAUUCGGAUUUCGAUUGGAAGAUUUGACCAAGGAAUCGAUGGAUGGUAGCUUGUAUCAUCAGGUAGCGACCGUCUUUGGAAUAUAUUUGGACCAGAACGACAAUCAGAAUGAUGGACCACAUUCCAAAUUGGCGCCAAUGGAGACUUUGAUGGUGCGGCUAAUGGAGCGAAUUCGCGCGAUUGGUUUGACAGUAGCAAUUGCGAUCUUGUUGGCGUAUUUAUUAUCAUGGGGAAUGUCAUUGGCCAUGCCAUCCGGCAUCUUGCAAUUCACAUUGCUCCGAUUGUUGAUCAUUGUUAGUUUGUUCAGCUGGUACAACAUGAGCAUCGGAGCUGAGACGAAUCGAUUGGCACAAAAAGCAAAGGCCUUGGCAACAAUAACGGAAGCAACACAAGAUACGGCCGACAAAGCAACACGACAACAUGUGGAUCCCCGGUCCUUGGUAAUGCCCCGAUACCAGGACAUUCUGUUCCCAAAUGUCGACACGAGGGAUAGGUCCGUUGGGUCGCAGUCUUUGGCCAUUGACUAUUAUCAUCCAGGAAACAAGCGAUGGCAUGAUGUAACAAAGGCACAAACUUUGUGGUUUUUUACCUAUUCGGGUCUUCCUCCAGUAUUUCAAGAGGCAGUUCUGGUCAAUAUUGUGGAUUUGUCAAUGACCCAACACGGAUUUCGGUUCUUGAAACGCAAUCCAAACACAAGUGAUUGGUCAGUGAUGGAAAUGGGGUCUAUCCUUCAAGAGACUCGGCACCUGAUGCAGCGCCAAGUCAUUGAUCACUUGUCUCAUCUCGGUUGGAUUGAACCGCGCAACCCUUGCGAUCGCUUCAACAACAAAGACACACCGAUAUGUCGAUUGUUGAAGUUCGAGAAUGUAUUCUAUCGAGAGACAAUACGAACAAUCCCAGUUGUUACCGAACGACCUAGUUACUCUCUGGUCAGAGAGAUCAACAAGAAGAUUACAGCAAGAGCAAUUCGCCCAAAACAAAAGGGAGAAUAUAUGACACGAGCAACAGAUGAGGAGGCAAUCCAUACUUCGGACUAUUAUGAUAAUGGUACUGCUGUCGAAUUCCUCUCUCCAUCCGGUAGAUCGCGAAAGUGGAUCAAUGGUAUCGUCAUUUCAAGACUACCGAAUGGUCCAUCAAAGACUGAUGGUGGCAACUAUUACACUUUGGAGUGUUUGGAUGUCGAGAAAACGAAAGAGCAUGGAAUCCCGUACAAAGCAAUCCGUCUUCCCAAACACCUGGCCCCUCUCAGCCUCUUUCUGCCAAAACUGCUAUUUCGUUGA